This is a messenger RNA of Thlaspi arvense, 360 nucleotides long. The record is from the annotation of a GenBank genome assembly. NCBI's taxonomy places the organism in Eukaryota, Viridiplantae, Streptophyta, Magnoliopsida, Brassicales, Brassicaceae.
AUGGAACUCCUUCCGGUCUUUCCCAACGACGUGGCUAUGGAAUGCCUAAUUCGGGUUCCUUUGAGAAAUUCUCAGUCGUCGCCUCGGUUUGUAAGGAUUGGAAGUCUCAGAUUCAGCUGCCGGAGUUUCAACAGCACCGGAAAGCCGCUGGGUUGGCACGGUCAGUCAUUGUUCUGUCGCAGGCCGGGCCAACCCGGAACGGAACUCUUGCGUCGGGAAGCUUCUGUCUCCUCCCGUUUACCGACUAACGCUUUGCGAACCGAAACGGGUCGCCGUUCUGAACUCCCCCGCCGGCGGAGUUCUCCGACGGGUUGCCAAUGUUUUGCCACCUCCUCGUGGUCGGUUCGGAGCUGGUGGUGA